Adineta ricciae is the source of this 546-nucleotide messenger RNA. The record is from the annotation of a GenBank genome assembly. Lineage: Eukaryota; Metazoa; Rotifera; Eurotatoria; Adinetida; Adinetidae.
AUGUCAUCAUUCGAUUCAGAAUUAAAUUCUGCAUCGAACAGAAUAGGCUUAAUUCUAAUCAAUCGAAGUAUCCGUCAUCCCUUCAAUUUGACUCGUUUGGAGAUAUUUUUCUGGCUGAGCAAGGAAAUAAUUGAAUCCAAAAUAUCUUCGAUUUUCUCAUCGACUCGAAGAUUAGUGGCUCUCAAUUAUGUAAUCACUAUCAAGUCUCGUGUUAGGCGUCGAAAAACGAUAUCCUAUUACCAUCCAAUUUUCAAUAUCCUACAUGAUUGUAGCAGAAAGUCUCGUUGGUUUCACCGCAAAAACUUAUGCAUUGCAGAUGCGUCGGUGCACAUCAUAUAUACAAGGGAUUCGGUAUUGCAUAUGCGUGAUAACUCUGUUAAUUAUUCUAUUACUCAUCAGUAUGGAGAUCUAUUACGCGAAGAUUUUGAUGCAACAGUCUUGACCAGAAAAGGUCAUUUGAACCUUUGCGGCACAUUUGCACUGACUGAAAGUCAUAGUUGUUGUUUUCGAAUGAAACUACUCAUUCUACAGCAAUACACUCUGUGA